AAAUUGUUUUUGUGUUUUUUUGUUUGGGUAAACUGUAUAUUUACUCAUUUCACUGCCGUAACAUAAUGUUUGUUCUUUAUUGUUUUGCAGGUUCCUAGUCUAAGCAGAAAAGAGUAUGCCAGACCCUCCAUUUGUGUGCCCCUUGGUUGUUAUCCUCCUCAUUGGCCCUUCUUUGGCUUCCCCUUAUGAGGGGCCCCUGUACGAUUCUACUGCUUACAUAGAGUGUAAAGCACAACCCCAAGAGCCGCUUUAUGAUGGAGGAAUCCUCAAAGAUCGGGUUCCAGAUUUCACACCAAAAAUUGGAAGCAAAGGAGUUCCUGCUUUCCUAUUGCAACAUCUCACGCGAGGCACCAUUUACUGCUUUUCCAGUUGGGUCAAGAUAUCUGGUACCGAGUCAUCUCUUGUAAGAGCCAGCCUGACAACAGAGAAUACAACAGAAAAAUGUAUUGGGACGGUUGUGGCCAGGCGCAGUUGCUGGUCAUUCCUCAAGGGUGGAUUUGUAUUAGAUUCAUCAUCAAAUAUAUCCUUACUAUACUUUCAGAAUUCAGAUGGCAGAGGCAUCAAUAUAGAAAUUGCAGGGGCUUCUUUGCAGCCAUUUACUGAGCAACAGUGGAGAAUGCAUCAGCAGUACAGAAUAAACUCUGAAAGGAAGCGUGCUGUGACAAUCCAUGUGUCUGAUGAUCAUGGACAUAGGUUGAAAGGAGCAGCAAUUAGAGCAGAGCAAGUGUCUAAAGACUUCUCAUUUGGAUCUGCCAUAACCAACACUAUUAUUGGAAAUAAGCCUUAUCAGAACUGGUUUGUUAAGAGAUUCAACGCAGCAGUUUUCGAGAAUGAACUCAAGUGGUUCAUUACAGAACCUAAACCAGGGCAGAUCGACUACACUUUAGCAGACCAGAUGUUGGAAUUUGUUCGAGCAAACCAAAUUAUGGCAAGAGGCCACACUAUCUUCUGGGAAGACCCUAAGUUUAUGCCAGCAUGGGUUCGUAACCUUACAGGUUCUGAGCUACAAACAGCUGUCAACUCCCGUAUACAAAGUUUAAUGAGCAAAUAUAGCGAAGAAUUCAUACACUGGGAUAUUAGCAAUGAAAAUCUUCACUGGGAUUUCUACGAGCAAAGGCUUGGCCAUAAUGCCACCUUGCAUUUCUUCGAGACAGUACACCAAUCAGAUCCAUUGGCAACUCUGUUUAUGAACGAUUUCAAUGUUGUGGAGAAUUGUGCUGACAUAAACUCAACUGUGGACACCUACAUUUCGCGGAUGAGAGAACUCAAACGGGGUGGAGUGUCAAUGGGUGGAAUAGGUAUAGAGGGUCACUUCGGAGUGCCUAACCGUCCUCUAAUGAGAGCCGUUCUAGACAAGUUGGCUACGCUAAGGCUUCCGAUUUGGUUUACAGAGACUGAUGUCAGCAGAAUGGUUCCCAAGCAGGAAGUACGGGCUGUUUACCUAGAAGAAGUUCUGAGAGAGAGCUUCUCACAUCCCUCUGUAAAUGGGAUAAUACUUUGGACUGCCCAACAUCCAUUUGGUUGUUACCGGAUGUGCCUUACUGACAAUAAAUUCCGUAAUCUCCCUGCCGGUGAUGUGGUUGACAAGCUUUUAAAAGAAUGGCAAACUGGGGUUUUGGAAGGUUAUACAAAUGAACAUGGCUCAUACAGCUUCUCUGGAUUCUUAGGUGAAUACAAGGUGACUGUUGAUUAUGGAAACAGAAUUGCAAAUUCAACGUUCUCACUUUCUCGAGGUGAUGAAGCUAGACAUUUUAACAUUCAACUGUAGCAGUUACAAUUGUGGCCUAUAAAUGGCAUAACCAAAUCAUAUUUUGAACUAGUACAUCACUAACAGUAUGGAGAUGUUCCUGUAUCUUUAUAAAUGCUAUGCAAUAUUAUUUUUGAGGAAGUUCGGUUAUGGAAUAUAAGUUGAUUCUGUUGAAGUUUUUGAUCUUCUGUGAACUUCUCUUCUCUAUGUAGAUUCUCCAUGCAAUAUAUAUGGAAUCAAAAGUUUCCUCAGGCAGUAAAAUAAGUCAUGUUUUUUAAAAUUAAAAUGUCUCCACUUUGGAAAUAGUACACUACCAAAUUAAUUUCUUAUGGCCUAUUCAAGUGACAUUCUGAAAGAACGAACAAAGGUGAUCAUAGAACAAUAGUUAAUAGGCCUUAAUAUAUAUUGGAAGCUGAUGUCUUAAUUUCUCCUGAUUGUUGUGUCUAAUCUUCAGGUAUAUAUUGUCCUGAAUUCAAACUGCUGCUUCAAACAAUACUUUUAUAUGUGCAUAAGUUUUGAAGAUGGUAAGCCAUGUUACCUAGGAUAUCUUUGAGCAUGUCACCUUAGAUCUGGCAUAUGAAAACAUCCAGGCCAAGAUGGGGAUAUAUAUAUUAACCAUUGAAAUGCAGUUGAAGUUUUAAAAGAGAUAUUUAGAGGAUGGUGAGAUGUGAGGUCUACGGAAUCAAGCAUUCCUUAAGAUCAAAUCAAAUGCAUUAACAAAUUUUGAACCAAAGUCUGAGAGGGGAAGGUAUGCCUACCUAGUUUGAAUGCUGCCACUGAGUAGUAAAAGUUCAUCUGAGCUUGGUUCCAGUCGUGUGGCACAGCUCCAAGUUUUAAAUUCUUGUAGAACAAAAUUCUUCUGCUUCAAUCUCUCUUUUUUUUUAAUUUUUUUUAAUGAUAAAUCAAUUUCCUUGCCUUUCAGAUGUGUUUCUCUUGAACUAUUAUAGUUAGCUUUCUUGGAAACUCCAACCUUUACUCCUUUAAUUGUUCUGUCUUUAGUAUUUUGGAGUGCCUUCUAAGGAAGGUACUAAGUUCCCAGUUAUACCAUAGAAACCUGUCCUCUCUGUCUGAUUAUUGCAUUGCGAUUGUGUACCAAAUUGGUAAUUUAAUGAACCAUCUGAUCAUUCAUAACAUAGGCUGUCCUUAGUCCAAGAGUUCACACUAUAGUGAUCCUCAAUAUGCAAAAAUGAAAAAUAAUAAUAAUAAUAAUAAAGAAUAAGGUAAAUUGCACCCUCUUCUAAGGUUUGCUUAAUUUACAGAUACCCUUUAGUUUUAACAAAAUUACACAGAUCACCAUUCAAAGUAGAGUUCCUUUAGACAGUAUAGAGAGAUCUGUUAACUCUCUACCCUAACAGAAGGGGAGAAUGUAUUUAGAACUAAAACAUGGGGGAAGUUUCAGAAAUCUGCCGGCUCCAACAUUUCAUAUUUUGAACCACAUCACUUGUAGAUACUGUUCUUUUAGGCAUGCUAUGCAAUAUAAGAUUAAUGGAGAACUUCUAAGAAUUUCUCCAUUAAAAGUGUAUCCCAUCCAUAGAAUUUCCAAGCAAUAAAUGACAGGUUCCCUGUGGCGAGUAGAUAAGACAUGCUGUGAUAGAUUAAAGUCUUCACUUCAAUAGAUUUUGGGUUACAUAGGAGCUACCAAGGUAACAUUUCUGGUAGUUUAAUUCCAUGGUUUUUCUUUUUCUUUUGCUAAAUACUUCUAAUACAGCUAGUGUGUAGAAAAGUACGGGAAUUGACGUACAACAGCUUAAAUUCUAAAGUAUAAUGUAUUUAGAAUUGAGAAGCUUGACCAUGCGCAUGCAUAAUUAAUUACUUGAUAACUUGUUAGGCAAUAGUAUGAAUUUGAUCACUAAUCUAUGUCUAAUUGUGUUCUUUAUGUUC
Cornus florida is the source of this 3628-nucleotide messenger RNA. RefSeq names its product endo-1,4-beta-xylanase 5-like. The record is from RefSeq and is a predicted model, not a curated record. The transcript has 8 exons. Gene Ontology annotation, molecular function: hydrolase activity, hydrolyzing O-glycosyl compounds. Lineage: Eukaryota; Viridiplantae; Streptophyta; Magnoliopsida; Cornales; Cornaceae. The coding region runs from base 116 to 1768 and encodes 550 amino acids. Gene Ontology annotation, biological process: carbohydrate metabolic process.